This is a messenger RNA of Tachysurus vachellii, 808 nucleotides long. RefSeq names its product small vasohibin binding protein (gene svbp). The record is from RefSeq and is a predicted model, not a curated record. Gene Ontology annotation, cellular component: apical part of cell. The transcript is spliced from 3 exons. Lineage: Eukaryota; Metazoa; Chordata; Actinopteri; Siluriformes; Bagridae. Gene Ontology annotation, biological process: protein secretion; negative regulation of protein ubiquitination. The coding region runs from base 185 to 385 and encodes 66 amino acids.
CAAUUAAAACACCAACGAAAAAUAAGAACAACAGGAAGAAGGCGAAUAUGGUUAUACUGUUUAGGUGUUUGUUUAGCGACUGUCAAAUAACCUGUAUUUAGUUUUUUAUGUUUAUUUUACUUUUGUAAACUGCGCUUCAUAGUGUACUUAUAUUUGGAAAUCACUAAUCCCAGGCAGUGAGAUAAUGGACGCUGGCAGCCGGAAAGACAGAACCAAACAGAAGGAGACGUCUGUACGAGGGGACCGAGUGAAACAGAAAUCUGCUCAGCAGGAGCUCAAACAGAGACAGAGAGCAGAGAUCUACGCCCUGAACAAAGUCAUGACGGAGCUGGAACAGCAGCAGUUCGAGACGUUUUGCAAGCAGAUGCAGUCGCAACCGGAAUGAAGAUGUGACGUAUUUAAAAAGCUGAUGAACCGAAGCCCUGCGUGACCGAACACCAGACUCUUAAACACAGUAUGCAAUGCGUUCAGUCGAUCAGUAGCAGUAUUUAUACUAAGGUUAUGUAUAAAUAGUCACCAAGCCAAAAGAAACAAAUUAUUACACGCCGAGUGUCUGACGUGAUGGAAGUGAUGAGGAGGAAAUGCAAAAUGUUCACGAUCAACCUAAUUUUUUUUUUUUUAUGGAGAAGGGGAUUAGUAUUAUUGUUAUUUUACAGUGUUUGUUGUAUUAAUAUUGUACAAGGUUUACAGAGAACGCAUGGAAAACCUUCUCGCUGUUUCAUGCCUCUCACUUAUGGAUGUUAACCGUGUUCACCUUUUACCACUGAUGUUAUUUAAUACUUUUAAAAAAUAAAUAUUAGUCAAAGGC